Molecule: messenger RNA, 910 nt
Organism: Aspergillus heteromorphus CBS 117.55
Lineage: Eukaryota; Fungi; Ascomycota; Eurotiomycetes; Eurotiales; Aspergillaceae
Gene: nctB
Product: negative cofactor 2 transcription regulator complex subunit NCB2
Exons: 4
Coding region: 87-515 (142 amino acids)
Biological process (GO): positive regulation of transcription by RNA polymerase II; chromatin remodeling; negative regulation of transcription by RNA polymerase II
Cellular component (GO): negative cofactor 2 complex
Molecular function (GO): protein heterodimerization activity; general transcription initiation factor activity; TBP-class protein binding
Source: RefSeq, a predicted model, not a curated record
CCGGGACCAGCCAUACUUUCUACUACGAACGCUUUCCCAAGUGUUGCGGACGCGCGUCUUGACCACUUCCACAACCGACAAUCACUAUGUCAGACCGUGAAUUCAGCUCGAACGACGACCUGUCGCUUCCCAAAGCGACGGUCCAAAAGAUUAUUACCGAAAUCCUACCGAAUUCAUCCGGCCAGACCUUCUCCAAGGACGCUCGCGACCUGCUCAUGGAGUGCUGCGUCGAAUUCAUCACCCUGAUUUCCUCCGAAGCGAACGACAUCAGCGAGAAGGAAGCCAAGAAAACAAUCGCCUGCGAACAUGUGGAGCGCGCUCUGCGGGAUCUCGGGUUUAGCGACUACAUCCCGGACGUUCUCGCGGUCGCGGAGGAGCACAAGGAACAGCUGAAGUCGCGAGAAAAGAAGCAGAGCAAGAUGGAGCAGAGCGGGUUGUCGGAGGAGGAGCUUCUCCGGCAGCAGCAGGAACUGUUCCGGUCGGCGACGGAGAAAUACCAUGCGGCGCCGGAGUGAACGAGGCGGACGUAUACAUACGAGAAAAGUAAUGCGGUUGGUCUCAUGCUGGUCAUAGAGGAUCUGGGUUUGGAGUUCGACGUUCCAGGACGGACAUGCGGAGUUUGGGCGGGUCUGCCAUUAAGAUGUUUAUCGGGAAAGGGCCUCUAUUUACUCUUCCCUCUCUUCACUUUAUCCGUUAGUCUGACUGGUCUCUUCUGGUUUACAUUGGAGUCAUUAUACGAUUUCUCGGGGACUGAGGAGACGCCAUCCUCGUCGUUUUUGCUAAAGCCGCUGGUUUAUACGUUUGGACCGGAGUUCGAGCGCUAAUAAUCUCUUUGCCUGUUGGCCACGGGCUGAAGUUGUAUAGUACUGAGGGGUAUCUACAAUUGAGCCUGCAAUUGACUGGACUCGCU